This is a messenger RNA of Vitis riparia (riverbank grape), 5534 nucleotides long. RefSeq names its product probable phosphoinositide phosphatase SAC9. Lineage: Eukaryota; Viridiplantae; Streptophyta; Magnoliopsida; Vitales; Vitaceae. Gene Ontology annotation, molecular function: protein binding; phosphatase activity. Bases 539 to 5467 code for a protein of 1642 amino acids. The transcript is spliced from 16 exons. The record is from RefSeq and is a predicted model, not a curated record.
UAUCGGGUUGGGAUAUAUUAGGUAAUUUGGGAAUGACGAGCCUCGGCAUCAACUUCAUCUGGAUCCCUCGGCCUCACUCUCUCUCCUCCGUCGAGAUCUCCCUCAGCUCCGCUUCCGAUUAUCCUGCUCUGUAACCCUAAUUUGACCUCUUGAUUUUUGAAGAUUUUCGGAGGUCUGGAGCUUGAUUCGGCUGUCAGGAGUUUGGUGCCUGUGACUGAGGGGCCUAGACGAGAUCUUUUUCUGCAUGGACAUAUCUCCUCUUCAGAAUUGUCCUGUUGCAUAGCUGUGCCUAGCCUGUUUUAUGAAGAUCAAUCAUUUGAAAUAUGCACGCAAUCCAUUUAUGAGGAAAAAAUCAAAUUGGAUGCUUGAAUUUGGGGUGGGCUUGGGUGCAUAGAGAUGCCAAGCCAAGCACUGCUACCCUUUAUCUCGAGAAGAUGUUUAGAUAUGAUGAUUCUUUUGGGUCUUUUAGACGGGAGAGAUAUGAGGGAUUGUAAACCUUCAGGAUCUGGAGAACUACUGUUCUAGUUUAUUAUAAGAAAUGGAAUCAUCUGUCAGUCGUUUAAGAGACACAUCUGUAGUCGUUGUUACUCUGGAUACUAGUGAAGUAUAUAUCAUUGUCAGCUUGUCUUCUAGGACUGAUACUCAGGUAAUUUAUAUUGAUCCAACAACUGGAGCACUUUGCUACAGUGGGAAGCUGGGUUAUGAUGUAUUCGGAUCAGAAAAGGAGGCUUUGGAUUAUAUCACAAAUGGUUCAAGUUGGCUUUGUAAGAGUGUAACUUAUGCCAGGGCAAUAUUGGGUUAUUCAGCCGUAGGAAGCUUUGGGUUGCUUCUGGUUGCCACAAAGUUGACUGCCAGCAUUCCAAAUUUGCCUGGUGGAGGGUGUGUAUAUACAGUAGCUGAGAGCCAGUGGGUCAAAGUUUCACUUCAAAACCCUCAACCCCAGGGUAAAGGAGAAGCUAAGAAUAUUCAAGAAUUGACAGAGCUUGAUAUUGAUGGAAAGCACUACUUCUGUGAAACGAGGGACAUUACUCGUCCCUUUCCAAGCCAUAUGCCCUUGCACAAGCCUGAUGAUGAAUUUGUUUGGAAUAGAUGGUUCUCAAUGCCAUUCAAAAAAAUUGGCCUGCCCCAGCACUGUGUCAUCCUUCUGCAGGGAUUCACAGAAUGCCGAAGUUUUGGAAGCUCAGGUCAGCAAGAAGGAAUGGUUGCUCUCACUGCUCGUCGUAGUAGGCUGCAUCCUGGUACUCGAUACUUGGCUAGGGGGUUAAAUUCGUGUUUUAGCACGGGAAAUGAAGUGGAGUGUGAACAACUUGUAUGGGUUCCAAAGAGGGCUGGCCAAAGUGUUCCUUUCAACACAUAUAUUUGGCGACGGGGCACUAUUCCAAUCUGGUGGGGUGCAGAAUUAAAGAUCACGGCUGCAGAAGCAGAAAUAUAUGUUGCAGAUCGCGAUCCUUACAAAGGAAGUGCACAGUACUAUCAAAGGUUAAGUAAGAGAUAUGAUUCUCGCAACUUAGAUGCAACUGUUGGCUCAAAUCAGAAGAAAAAUGCUUUCGUCCCUAUUGUGUGCAUCAAUUUGCUAAGGAAUGGAGAAGGAAAAUCAGAAUCCAUUCUAGUUCAGCAUUUUGAGGAAUCUUUGAACUAUAUUAGAUCAACUGGUAAACUUCCAUAUACUAGAAUUCAUUUGAUAAACUAUGACUGGCAUGCCAGUAUAAAAUUCAAAGGUGAACAGCAAACAAUUGAAGGACUGUGGAAACUUCUAAAAGCACCCACAGUAUCUAUAGGCAUCUCUGAAGGGGAUUACCUGCCUUCACGGCAGCGAAUUAAGGACUGCAGAGGUGAAAUUGUUUAUAAUGAUGACUUUGAAGGGGCCUUUUGCUUAAGAUCACAUCAAAAUGGAGUGCUACGGUUUAAUUGCGCAGACUCUUUGGAUAGAACCAAUGCUGCUAGUUUCUUUGGUGCCCUCCAAGUUUUUGCAGAGCAGUGUAGACGACUGGGGAUAUCACUUGACACUGACUUUGUCUAUGGUUAUCAGUCUUAUAGUAAUCAGGGUGGGUAUACUGCCCCUUUACCCCAAGGCUGGGAGAAAAGGUCUGAUGCAGUGACAGGAAAAACAUAUUAUAUUGAUCAUAACACUAGGACCACAACUUGGGAACAUCCAUGUCCGGAUAAACCUUGGAAGAGAUUUGAUAUGACAUUUGAGGAGUUCAAGAGGUCAACAAUUUUAUCGCCAGUAUCUCAAUUAGCUGAUAUUUUCCUGCUUGCUGGGGAUAUUCAUGCAACACUUUAUACGGGUUCUAAAGCAAUGCACAGCCAAAUCCUUAGCAUAUUUAAUGAAGACGCUGGAAAAUUUAAACAGUUCUCUGCAGCACAGAAUAUGAAGAUCACUUUGCAGAGAAGAUAUAAAAAUGCAGUUGUGGAUAGCUCACGUCAAAAGCAGCUGGAGAUGUUUCUUGGACUUAGGCUUUUCAAGCAUCUUCCAUCAGUCCCUGUUCAGCCUUUACAUGUGUUAUCUCGGCCAUCUGCUUUCUUUCUUAAGCCAGUUGCCAACAUGUUCCCUAGUUCCAAUGGUGGAGCUGCUCUUCUGAGUUUCAAGAGAAAAGACCUAAUCUGGGUUUGUCCCCAAGCUGCAGAUGUGGUCGAACUUUUUAUUUAUCUUGCUGAGCCUUGCCACGUUUGUCAACUUCUUCUCACAAUUUCACAUGGUGCAGACGAUUCAACUUUUCCAUCCACAGUUGAUGUACGAACAGGAUGCACUUUAGAUGGGCUUAAACUUGUUCUGGAGGGUGCUUCUAUACCUCAGUGUGCAAAUGGGACAAAUCUUUUGAUACCACUACCUGGACCAAUAAGUGCUGAGGAUAUGGCUGUAACUGGAGCAGGUGCACGCCUCCAUGAUCAAGAUACAUCUAGCCUUUCAUUAUUGUACGAUUUUGAAGAAUUGGAGGGAGAAUUGAAUUUUCUUUCUCGUGUGAUUGCAAUUACAUUUUAUCCUGCUGUUUCUGGAAGAAGCCCUAUAACCCUUGGUGAGAUAGAGGUACUUGGAGUUUCUCUUCCUUGGAAGGAUGUGUUUUCUAAAGAGGGCCAUGGUGCAAGGUUAUAUGAGCUCGCCCAAAAAUCUCAAAAAGAAACCAACCCUUUUUUGUUUGCUUUAGACACCAAUCCAUUUGCUGCUGCUUCUUUAUCCAAUGAAACUCUGCCACAGACUGUGCAAACUGAUGCUUCUGCCAAUUGGCUGGACCUUUUGACUGGAGAGAGUAAGCCUUCAGAAUCCAUUUCUCAGCCAGAGGGGGGGAAUGUCACGUAUGGAGGAGGUGACUUGCUUGCUUUCUUGGAUGAUACUAUCACUGGAAAUGAGGGUGCUGAAGCUGACAAUAUAUUUUCUUCAUCAAAAGAUGGAAGAACAUCAGAUAGUGGGGCCCAGCAAUAUAUAAAUUGUUUGAAAUCCCUUGUGGGUCCAAAUAUGGGAAGGAAACUAAAGUUCACAGAAGCCAUGAAACUUGAAAUUGAACGCCUUCGGCUGAAUCUUUCUGCUGCUGAAAGGGAUAGAGCUUUAUUGUCAAUUGGUGUUGAUCCUGCCACUAUAAAUCCAAAUGUAUUGCUUGAUGAAUCUUACACAAGAAGAUUAUGUAGAGUUGCAGGUAGCCUGGCAUUACUUGGACAGACUUCUCUUGAAGACAAAAUUAAUGCUGCUAUCGGUCUUGAAAUUGUUGAUGAUGAUGUUAUAGAUUUUUGGAAUAUUAAUGCAAUUGGUGAAAGCUGUUGUGGUGGCAUGUGUCAGGUUCGUGCUGAAAGUCAGGCACCUGAACAUGCAUCCUCCAUGGUGUCGUCUUUACAAGGUUCGCAAUCUGUUUUCUUGUGUCUUAAAUGUCAGAGGAAGGCUUGUAAAGUAUGCUGUGCUGGGAGAGGAGCUCUUCUACUCGAAAGCUAUAGCUCAAGGGAGGUGACAAACUAUAAUGGUUUAUCGAGCCAGAGUGGAUCAAACCAUGGCAGCCAAGUUGAUGGCUGUACAAAUCGAUCAGUAAUGCUAGACGGGGUUAUCUGUAAAUACUGCUGCAACAAUAUUGUUCUUGAUGCAUUAAUCUUGGACUAUAUCAGGGUCUUGAUUAGCUUACGAAGAAGUGCCCGUGCAGACAAUGCUGCACAUAGUGCUUUAGACCAGGUUAUAGGAUUUUUCUCAAGAGAUCGUAUCUCUGAAAGAAAACAGUCAUCUGAUAAUCAGUCAGCUGUUAAAGUCCUGAGACAGUUGCUUAGUGGACAGGAAUCACUCGCUGAAUUUCCAUUUGCCAGCUUUUUACAUUCGGGUGAAACGGCAAAGGAUUCAGCACCAUUCUUGUCGUUGCUUGCACCUUUAAAUUCUGGAUCACAGAAUUCAUACUGGAAAGCUCCUCCAAAUAGCUCCAAUGUUGAAUUUGUUAUUGUUCUUAAUACACUUUCUGAUGUCUCUGGAGUUGUGUUACUUGUUAGUCCAUGUGGUUAUUCCAUGUCCGAUGCUCCUAUGGUGCAAAUCUGGGCCAGCAAUAAAAUACACAAAGAAGAAAGGUCAGCCGUGGGAAAAUGGGAUGUCCAAUCCCUGAUUGCUUCUUCCUCAGAAUGUUUUGGGCCCGAAAAGUCGGAUGGAGAGGGUGGAGUACCUAGACAUGUAAAAUUUGCCUUCCGGAAUCCUGUCCGAUGCCGCAUCAUCUGGAUAACAAUGCGUCUUCAGCGACCUGGUUCAAGUUCUGUUAGUUUUGAGAAAGACUUAAAUCUUUUGUCUCUAGAUGAGAACCCUUUUGCACAACCACCCAGUCGGCGUGCCUCUUUUGGAGGAGCAGUUGAAAGUGACCCAUGUCUUCAUGCCAAAAGAAUUCUAGUAAUGGGGAACCCAGUGAGAAAAGAUGCGGAGCUUACAUCAUCACAAAGUUCUGACCAAUUAAAUGUGAAAAACUUGUUGGAUAGAGCUCCACAAUUAAAUCGGUUCAAAGUUCCGAUUGAAGCUGAGAGGUUGAUAGGCAACGAUAUUGUCUUGGAACAAUAUCUCUCCCCUGUUUCACCUUUGUUGGCUGGAUUUCGUCUUGAUGCUUUCAGUGCAAUAAAGCCUCGAGUUACCCAUUCACCAUCUUCAAGUGCAGAUUUCUGGGAUUCAUCCCUAACGUGUUUAGAGGACAGACACAUCUCCCCAGCUGUAUUAUAUAUCCAAGUAUCUGCUCUCCAGGAGUCUCACGAGAUAAUAGUUGGAGAAUACCGGUUGCCAGAGGCUAAGCCUGGAACUUCAAUGUACUUUGAUUUCCCUAGGCCGAUACAGGCCCGUCGGAUCUCAUUCAGACUUCUAGGAGACGUUGCCGCAUUCAUAGACGACCCGUCGGAACAGGAUGAUUACUACGAUUCUAAAAUCUCACCGUUGGCAUCAGGGUUGUCCCUUUCAAGUAGGAUUAAGUUGUAUUACUAUGCCGAUCCCUAUGAACUUGGGAAAUGGGCUAGCCUUUCGGCUAUCUGAGAGUACAUUCAUUUCAUAGUCACAGAGUAAGAGAUUUGAGGGAGGAGUAUAUGAUUGGUUUUUCACA